Messenger RNA from Hypoxylon trugodes, 1093 nucleotides. RefSeq lists its product as uncharacterized. The transcript has a single exon. The coding region runs from base 60 to 752 and encodes 230 amino acids. NCBI's taxonomy places the organism in Eukaryota, Fungi, Ascomycota, Sordariomycetes, Xylariales, Hypoxylaceae. The record is from RefSeq and is a predicted model, not a curated record.
CUUUUACAUACGGUGACCCCUCUACUCUAGAAAAAUCACGUAAUGAGCAGGUUAUUUUAAUGCGCGCUAGGAUAUUACGCUUCCAGGGCUAUUUUAAAGAAGCCUAUCAUAUCUUACAGACAUUGCCCCGAGACGCCGGUGGGGUGGUGUUGCUGCUUAGUGCGGUGCUCUGUGAGCUUGACAGGUACGAGGAAGCAAUCCAACUGUUGGAAAGCCGCGUCACAACAGUGAAUGAUACAGCGAGGGGUGGCCGAACUAAACUUACUCUAGCCCAUGCAUACCUCUUCAAGUGUAUGCACACGUGGCUUCAUGAAGGAACCAUAGAUCGUAUUUCGCUAAGAAUUUCGAAUAAUAUCUACGAGGAUCUUAUCCGUCAGUGGCGUACUGAUACCUACUUUGAGACGAUGGACUACCUGUCGAUUGCGAUGGGCCUUGCGGUCAUUCAACAUCUAAACGACCAAGUCCAGCCCGCCCUCAACGCAUGGAGGAGAGCCCUUGCUACUUCUAUGGAAUGGCUUCCCAUUGGCUACACCAAUUUGAUCAUAUAUCAUUCCAUGAGCGAGCUCGAAAUCAGAAAGGGGGGUUACGUCUCAGCAGAUACCCUAGCUCGCCAGACAAGGGACCUGCUUUCUACAACCACCCGCCAGCAUCACUUUCUGGGCCUAGGCUCUAUCUGGCCAGACAUUAUUGGACGAUGGCGCGCUGCAUAUGGGCAGGAUCCAAUUGUCCCACCUAGGUACCUAGGUGACUAACAAGAGUACUCAUAAUCCUUGCAGUACCUAAGUUUAUCAAUGCACACACGAGUGUGCAAUGGGGCUGGCCCGAGUUAGGGGCCUAAUAGGCCUUACUGGGCUCUUCUUUUACGGCUUAUGGCACACCUUGACAAAUUAGUCACUGGGUUUAACUUUGUCUCACGCUACUUCUCACUGCUCAAAGGGCGCAAAGUUAACGUGGGAUUUCUUUUCAGCUUGUUCAUUAAAUUAUCAGACCUUCUGGGCGUUUAGGAACAAAUCCAGGGAUCGGUAAGUAACAUUAUCCAACAAUGCCUCAUUGCUACCGUGUAUAUCCACAAUACGGAUGAUUUGCACAGGCC